Cannabis sativa is the source of this 1650-nucleotide messenger RNA. RefSeq lists its product as uncharacterized. The record is from RefSeq and is a predicted model, not a curated record. The transcript is spliced from 9 exons. Lineage: Eukaryota; Viridiplantae; Streptophyta; Magnoliopsida; Rosales; Cannabaceae. The coding region runs from base 138 to 1394 and encodes 418 amino acids.
AUCUCUCCCACUCUCUCUUUCACAAAACCCACAACGAAAAACCCUUUCUUUCAUUCUCUCUUUCUGUAUUUAAAAAGGUUUUUCCAAACCCAAAACAAAAAGAAAAAACAUCUUUUUUUCUCUUUGUGUUGUCUUCCAUGGAAGCCCUGGCAAACUCUGUGUUUAUUCCCAACUUUCCAGAACAUCAUCCACUUAUCAAUAAUACUCAAUCUUCUUCAGUUAGAACAAUCACUAAGCGAAUUGGGUGCUUGAAAAUCAGUGAAAGUUGUGGUCUUUAUAAACUUCGUACUCAUGCUGUCCCCACUCCCAGUGAGGCUUCUGGGUCCGGUGAAACUGAGGAUGACAAGCCAUUGAAUAAUGGGUUUGGCUUACUUUCUUCUGAAGAUGUUGUCUCUCUCUCUCAAACAAUGUCUAGGAGUAUCGAAUGGCUCCUUCAGAGUUUUAAUGGCCUAUAUUGUCUUCUGAAGGGUGAUUUAAGUCAACGCAAAAACAGUGACACUCAUUUAAAUUUGGAACCAACCGUGGACUCGUCUCUUUCAUCUCAAUGUGGAAGUAGUGCUGCAGCAGCAGGAGGAACUAGAGCCGGGCUUUUUAGAACACCUAUAUCGGGUGGUGUACAAAGUGCUACUUCAGCUCAUGGCUUACCUCGUCCAGCCUUAGCUGUUCGUAAUCUUAUGGAGCAGGCUAGGUUUGCUCAUUUAUGCACUGUAAUGUCUCGAAUGCACCAUCGACGUGAAGGUUAUCCUUUUGGUUCGCUAGUAGAUUUUGCACCCGAUCCUUCUGGACAUCCUAUAUUUUCAUUUUCUCCAUUGGCCAUCCAUACGCGGAAUUUGCUAGCUGAUCCGAGGUGCACCCUAGUUGUGCAGAUUCCCGGAUGGAGUGGAUUGUCAAACGCAAGGGUAACAAUUUUCGGUGAUGUCUAUCCACUUCCAGAACACCAACAGGAGUGGGCUCAUAAGCAAUACAUAGCUAAACAUCAGCAAGGGCCAUCUCAACAAUGGGGGAAUUUUUACUACUUUAGGAUGCAAAACAUAAGUGACAUAUAUUUCAUUGGCGGGUUUGGUACUGUUGCUUGGGUCGAUGUCAAGGAAUACGAAGCCAUUCAGCCCGAUAAGAUUGCAGUUGAUGGUGGCGAACAGAACCUAAAGGAACUCAAUGCAAUAUUUUCGAAGCCUUUAAAAGAACUGUUAUCUGCUGAAACUGAAGUGGAUGAUGCUGCACUCAUAUCUAUAGAUAGCAAAGGAACCGAUGUUCGGGUUCGUCAAGGUGCACAGUUCAACAUACAGAGAGUUUCGUUCGAUGAAGGGCAUUCCGUCGAGACAUUAGAAGAAGCAAAAGCUGCACUUUGGAAGCUCAUAAAGAAAGGUCCAGUAGUAUAUAAUUUGCAGAAGUAAAAAUAUCAAGAAGAAGAAGAGUGGUUUCUGCUUUCAACAACACAUUAAAAUCCUUUCUUUUAUAUUUAUAAUAAGAUUUCAUGGCUUGCAAACAAGUCUCUCUUUUCAUUUUUGUCUUUCUUUCCUUGUAAUGUAAACAAUGGUAGAUUAUUAUUAUCUAUAAUUUUGAAAGAUUUUUCCAUUAGGUCAAGCUUGAUUUUCUUGUAACAAAUUUUGUGGCAAAAUAUGGAAAAUUCAAUGGGGGAGUUUUCAUAAA